UACAGGUAACAAGGAAGACGUUUUUUAAUCUCUUUUAUUCAAACAGUUUAUGAAGCAGCAAAGGUGUUUUAUUCGUUUAUAACAUGUGAUGAACAUACUAAUCAUUACAUAAGUGUAAACAAUGUCGGAUUUUGAGUCUAUGACGGAAUUAAUAACACAAGACUAUCUGAGUUACAAACUUCAAGAGUUAGGCUUCGACUUUGAAAGUUUUUCAAAAUGGCCGACGGUAUAUUGUCAAAGGUGCAAAUCGAAACUAGAGACGGAGGUGAUUACGCAUUGCGAUAAUUGCGACGACACCAAAAUGUUCUCAGUGCCUGAAAAUAAAGCUCCAUGUCAGCGAGAGUUAAAGUUCACGAGAAAAGUGUGUGAUUUAUAUCUAAACGAUUUUGAAAAGCGAUUUGACAUAGAUACUGCGAACAUCAAACCAAAUAAAGCAACAGUUCAGAUUACAUUUUUGGAAGAAGCCGAUAACUUAUUUGAAAAGGAAACUGACUGGAUGGGAAUCGUGGGUUUGUUGAUCCUCAGUGGAGUAUUGGCAACAAGGUGUGCAGAAAAAGGCUAUAUUUCUGAAGUGAAAAGUAUUCAAUGCAUAACAAGCUGGUACAUCAACGAAAAACUAGAGACAUGGAUGAAAGAACAUGGCGGAUGGGGAAGCUUCUCCAUAUGGACAGAUUUUAUUAUUGAGCUCAAACAAUUUAAGGAACGCUACUCCAAAAGGAUGGACACCAGCGAGGCGCAACGUAGAUUAAACAUUUUAUUAGAUAGCAUCAUGAAGGUAUUCAUCUUCAAAUACAAGAAGGGAUUCUAUUCCAAAAGGUUGGACACCAUCGAGGCGCAACGUAGAUUUAACAUGGUACUUAAUAGCAUCCGUCCAGGAUAGUGCUCCCUGCUCACGACGACGCCUAUACUUCAGUAUAUCUUCAAUUUGACACUGGAAUUUGUAUGCUAGUGCCAUGUGAGGGCCCAGAUGUGUUUGUCCUAACAGUUCUUAAACGUCACAAGCUUUAGUAGCAUAUAUCAUCAAGACAAAUGUCUUGCUUCAUCCUGAUAUUACGAAAUGAAAAUAAGUUGAACUUAAAUAUCAUGAAGAUCAUUUUCUUAAACUCUUAAGAAUGUUAUUAAUGCAUAUUUACACCAAAACAAAAAUAAUGAGCUUAGCUUUUUACUGCUGUAAAGGUUUCGAGAAUUUGGGACUAUGUGUUUGUGUUAUUGUACAGGAUGUUAUUAAUCAGAACUAGUUCACUUUCGUUGUGCUGCAGUUUGUUCAAAAUAUGGUGUGCCGUUUCAUACAAUAUUUUCGUUUUUGUUUGUUUUUUGUUCUUGAAUGUUUUUUUUCUAUGUACAUUGUAUAUUUUAUGUGGUAUAUAUAUGUAUCUGAUCAUUGUUUACCACUCGGAGAGUAUAUUUGUAAAUUAUUACAAAUUCAUCUGGUCCAUGUAUUAUCUCUUUCAUCAGGCAUAUUCUUAAGUGAUAAAACGACACAUCCUUUCUGCAAAUGCCUUGAUGCCUUCAUGUAUUAACAUUUGCUGUGUACGAAUGUUCAUAGGGGUCAUUAUGGACCUGGGGCCUUGUGAACGAACCGUCUCCAGUCUGCGUUAAGACUCAAGAUAAAAAAAAAACCUGCAACCCUCUCACUUUUUUUUCAGAGCAAUGAUGGUGAAAACAGUUAGAUAUAUUACCACAACGACGUUUUUCACAUUCUAAGGAUACUAUAUAGAAAUCAUAUUAUUUAAAUGAUGUUUAGUACCUUAAUUGUUUUGCUUUUUUGAGUAUGAAUCUGUACUCAGACCUAAGACUGUUUGUAAUCAUGGCCACAAUGUGCUGAAUAGCAGGAAUUAAUGUAGAAUCGUGUGAAAUGUAUUAAAAACAUCCUGAAGCACAUCAUAAAUAAGUGAAUUUUAGUGAUCAAAGUGAUUUUUUUCUCACUUUAUUCACAAACACUCGACUUUGAUUGCAGACUGGCUAUUAAAAAGAGUUUAAACUCAUCAAUAUAUUGAUUAAACUAUAUAUCUAACUAUGUUUUACGUGUGAAUGAAUUAAAGUAGAAUGUAUAGGAAAAUAUUAAGGGGUUUAUGACCGGCAGUUUUUUUUAACUUUUUCUGAUUUAACUUCGUCAAUGUAUUAUUGUAGAUGGUUGUUGGGUACUCCUUACCAUCAUAGUUAUAAAUAAACUAAUUAACACUU
Molecule: messenger RNA, 2184 nt
Organism: Mya arenaria
Lineage: Eukaryota; Metazoa; Mollusca; Bivalvia; Myida; Myidae
Product: bcl-2-like protein 1
Exons: 6
Coding region: 122-880 (252 amino acids)
Biological process (GO): regulation of apoptotic process; intrinsic apoptotic signaling pathway in response to DNA damage; extrinsic apoptotic signaling pathway in absence of ligand
Cellular component (GO): mitochondrial outer membrane
Molecular function (GO): protein homodimerization activity; protein heterodimerization activity
Source: RefSeq, a predicted model, not a curated record